GAGAUAAUGUGGAAAACAUUGUAAAAUGUCACGUAUUUUGUUAGUAAAAUAAGGCUCUCUUGGAAAGCUGCGCCUUAUUUACACACUGAAAUGACUGGCGUGGCCCGUGAGGAGUGUUUCCCCGGCGAGGAUCUGGCCUCCCCCGCAGUGUUCAGUCCCAGAUCCGCGGAUGGAGUCGCGAUGGCUCCUUUCCCCGACGAGGUGGAUGUUUUUACCGGGCCACACUGGCGCAUGAAGCAGCUGGUGGAGCUCUACAGCGAGAAGCUUUCCAAGACGAACUUCUCCAACAACAGGGAUUUCCGCUCGUUCCUGCAGUCGCUGCUCGCCACCUUUAAGGAGUUCAAGAUGCACGAGCAGAUCGAGAACAAGUGCAUCAUCGAGCUCCUGCAGGAACGCAGUCAGAUGGUCUAUCAUGUCCACGCCGACAACAAGCUGUCCGAGAUGCUGUCGCUGUUUGAGAAGGGGCUGUGCAGCGUCAAGAGCGAGUACGAACAGCUGAAUUACGCGCAGCAGCUGAAGGAGAGGCUGGAGGCGUUCACUCAGGACUUCCUUCCUCAUAUGAAAGAGGAAGAGGAGGUGUAUCAGCCCAUGCUGAUGGAGUACUUCACGUACGAGGAGCUGAAGGCCAUCAAGCGUCAGGUGAUGCUGCAACACUCCAAUAACCCGUCCUGGAGCGCCGCCGCCGCCGACGUGCUGAAGGGCCUGAACCUCUGGAGCCAAGCUGAGGAGCUGCACAAGGCCUUCAAAUACUCCGACCACGAGAAGACCGAAGACGAGCGGGGCAGCGAGCGCGGGUCCAUCUCGGCGCUGCCGCAGGAGCUGCUCCUCAAGGUGUUCCGCUUCCUGGCUCCGCUGGAUCUGUGUCGCUGUGCGCAGGUGUGCAACCUCUGGGCUCAGGUGUCCAGGACCGGCUCGCUGUGGAGACACCUGUACCCCGUACGCUGGGCCAGAGGAGACUAUUACUGUGGUCCUCCGGGCGAGUUGGACCAGGAGCCGGAUGAUGAUUGGGUGAAGAGUCUCCAGGACGAGGGACGAGCCUAUCAGGAGUGGGACGAGGACGCAGACGUCGACGAAUCAGAGGAGGCGUGUGAGGGCUCUCCAGCCAUUAAUGCGGUUCAGAGAGAGAAGACUCUUCUCGACGGGAUGAUCCAGAAGCUUCUGCCUGUCGUCGGCUCAUCCGUUCGCUCGCUCGUCCUGGCCUACAGCUCCACCGUCUCCAGCAAGAUGGUGCGACAGAUCCUCAGUUUGUGCCCAGGCCUCACGCACCUGGACCUCACGCAGACUGACGUCUCCGACUCCGCCUUCCACAGCUGGGCGGAGUUCGGGGUGUGUCAUACUCUGGAACACCUGGAUCUGUCGGGUUGCGACAAAAUCACGGACCGCACUCUGAAGAUUCUCUCAUUGGGAUUGGGCGACUUAACGGCGUCCAAUCCGGAUCGCAGAGCCAAACUGCUGAAAGCCCCGCCCUCUCCCAUCAAACUACAAGACGAGCACUCCCUUCAGCCAAUAGGACGCAGCUGCCAGGAUCUUAUAUUCAAGCGGAGACCUGGUGGGCGUGGCUCAGGCUGUGGCCCCGCCCACGUGUGGGUUCUUGAUUCGGCGAAACUAGCCGACAUCGAGGACGCCGCCGACUGGAGCAAACCGGGUGGCGUGUUUACAGAGGAAAGUGGGCGUGGUCACAUUUUUGAGUCGCAGGGAGGCGUUGGCUCAUGCUGUUGUAAGAGGAGCCGGAGGCGGAGCUUCAGGACUGGUAUAAGCUCCUCCCACUGGCAGUUUGGCUCGAUGGGUGACGCCCACUGUGGUCACUCCACCUGUUGCACAUCAGAUGUGUCGCUCUGGACUGUGAGAGAAACGCACUGUGACCUCCAGGCCAGAGGGGGCAGUGUUGAUUUUCGGACUAAAUGCUCGUUUGAGGGCGAAUCUUGCCCUGAUCGUCACAACAGGACUGACCAAUCAGGAGCCUUUCGAACACUCCGGUUCCUCAGCCUGUCGGGAUGCUAUCAGAUCACGGAUCUCGGCCUGAGGUGUCUGUCUCGGCGUGGAGGGCUCCCUCUGCUGGAGCAUCUGAAUCUGUCGGGCUGCCUGCUCAUCACGGGGGCGGGGCUUCAUGAGCUGGUGUCGGCUUGCCCCGCCCUCAACACACAGCACUUCUACUACUGCGACAACAUUAACGGUCCUCACGCAGACACGGCCAGCGGAUGCCAGAACCUGCAGUGCGGCUUCAGGGCUUGCUGUCGAUCCGGAGAGUGAUGCUCUUCAUCCUCCUAUGUCUCAUCCCUCAUCAUCCACUGCACUUUAAGCCGGAAAUUGCUUCAAGAUGCUCUUCGACGCAGUUCGGUCUCACUAAAAUCAAAUAAAGUCAAAUUCAUCUUUGUAAACCAAUCCCCUGAAAGGUUUUGUGAAGGAUCUAAAUGAUGUAUAUUUGUAUAUAAUUCAUAAUUGUCUGUUCAGACGCUCUUUAAUUGGAAACUUUAAGAUGUUACUUCAACAUCGUGUGGGUUGUUUUUUUGUUUUGAGUAUUUCACCCUGGCACAUCUCGAGUGUGUGCACUCCAAACAUGCUUUUCUUAGUGUUUCUGUCUCGUUUCCAAUCUAAAUAUAAAAAAAUUAUUUGAAAUUAUCUGGAAAUGGGGUGAGAAAAAUAAUGUUUCUGAUUGAAUUAAGAUUAUUUUUCUCACCCCAUUAGCAGAUAAUUUAGCUGUUUUUAAGCAUCAACUCAUUACAUUUCUAUUUAUUUCCCCAGAAAACAGGAAAUAAUAUCAUAUAUAAUUUUACUAAUCUAGUAAAUGCAUCUUGAUUUAAGAAUCUCUACGUAUUUGGACUGUAAAAAAGACAAAACUACUAAGAAAAGCAUUUUCUGCAGUGUAACUCCAUCUCAAGAAUCAUUACUGUGAGUAUGAUGUGUGUUAAUCACCUGCGCAAAAUAGGAAAAAUGCGAUUCGCGAGCUUUUUGAGUUGUGGUUCGUCAAAUAAAUCCGCAGGUGUUUUGGAAAGCAACAAAGCUGUACUGGUGUUAAUCUAUUUGACCAGAUAUAUUUCUCUAUCUUCACUGAACGAGACUUCACCCGUGAUUUAAAUAUCUGGCAACCGUGUCGAAGCGUUUUCCAAUAUUUCACACUUGGGUUGGUUUAAAGGGCUUGUGAACUGUAAUAAGACCUGGGUAUAUUACACUUGUUCAUUUACACUUGUUCGUUUUAGAUGCUGCAUGAUGCGUUUCUUUUGCGUAGCUGACCAUUAAAAGCACCUUGACA
Molecule: messenger RNA, 3250 nt
Organism: Pimephales promelas (fathead minnow)
Lineage: Eukaryota; Metazoa; Chordata; Actinopteri; Cypriniformes; Leuciscidae
Gene: fbxl5
Product: F-box and leucine rich repeat protein 5
Biological process (GO): SCF-dependent proteasomal ubiquitin-dependent protein catabolic process; intracellular iron ion homeostasis
Cellular component (GO): SCF ubiquitin ligase complex
Molecular function (GO): protein binding
Source: RefSeq, a predicted model, not a curated record